This is a messenger RNA of Diabrotica balteata, 5226 nucleotides long. The record is from the annotation of a GenBank genome assembly. NCBI's taxonomy places the organism in Eukaryota, Metazoa, Arthropoda, Insecta, Coleoptera, Chrysomelidae.
CACAAAUACGAAUAGAUAGGCAAUCACAAUCUUCGAGAGUACUUACUGGUUCAGUCGCUGACAGUCCGCGAAUUUCAAUCCGCACCAUGGAGGCAGUUCUGCACGAGAGUACUUUUGUUGGGCAAUCUAAAGAUGCCGCCGUUGUCAAAUCGAACGGUGUCAACGGGGAUUCAGUGAAUUAUUCCGUAAAAGUGAACCCCGAAAAGACUUUUAUUAGUGGCGAUGGUACUAAUGGGAAAAUGUGCCAAAAUACGGUGGACUUGGAGUUUCAAAAUAUUAGUUUUCGUGCGACGCAAGGGAAUAUAUUUAGCAAAAGGACUACAAAAGAAAUUUUGCAUCAAGUCGGAGGGCGUUUCCAACCCGGUCAGCUAAUAGCCAUAAUGGGGCCAUCGGGGGCAGGAAAAAGUACAUUAUUGGACGUUUUGAGUGGGUAUAGGAUACGUGGCGUAUCAGGUUCAGUAUACGUUAAUGGAAUGCCAAGAAGUUUAAAAGAAUUCAGAAAAACCUCAUGUUAUAUUACACAAGAUGAUCGUCUGCAGCCUCUACUCACCGUGAGCGAGAAUAUGUGGGUAGCAGCAGAUUUGAAACUACCCUCGAGUGUCAGUAAAAGUAACAAACAAACUAUUAUUAACAAUAUUCUAAAAACACUAAAACUUGAAGAUACAAAAAAAAGUGAGAGCAGCUGGUCUUUCCGGUGGACAGAAAAAGAGGUUGUCAAUAGCUUUAGAGUUAGUAAAUAAUCCAAUGGUCAUGUUCUUGGAUGAACCAACCACGGGAUUGGAUAGUUCUUCUUGUACAACAUGUAUAACACUACUUAAGAAACUAACUAUGCAAGGAAAAACAAUAAUAUGUACUAUUCACCAGCCUUCAGCUUCUUUAUUUGCAAUGUUUGAUCAGGUGUACGUAGUAGGAAAUGGAUAUUGUCUGUAUCAAGGUGCUACGACUAACCUAGUUCCAUUUUUGCAAGACUGUGGAUUUCCCUGUCCGCAAUAUCAUAAUCCUGCUGACUACGUAAUAGAACUAGCAUGCAUUGAACAUGGACCUGAAAAACCUGAGUAUAUGAGAGAUAGAAAUCAGAAUGGACAAUCUUACCAAUAUUUUAAUGAGCCUGAGAAGAUGAGAAGCACCAUUUCUAACUACCCAGGUCCCAAAAGUAUUAAACCAGUUUCUAACAAAGAUGAUUCCUCGUUUCCUACAUCACAACUACACCAAUUAGGAGUUCUAAUGAGACGGGGAUUUAUUAAAGCCUACAGAGAUAAGAUGCUUACCUAUCUUCGUAUUGGAACAAACAUACUAGUUGGAUUGAUGUUGGGUAGUCUCUAUUGGAAAGCUGGAAGUGACGGAUCUAAAGUUUUGGAUAAUUUUAAUUUGUUGUUUGCGAUAUUAUUGCACCAUAUGAUGUCCACAAUGAUGUUAACCAUUUUGACAUUUCCCCAAGAAAUGUCGAUUUUAAUAAAAGAACACUUCAACCGCUGGUAUUCAUUAAAAAUGUAUUACACAUCGGUAACCAUAGUGGAUAUUCCUGUUUCUGUUAUUGGCUGCUUCCUAUUUUCAGUCAUAAUAUACUAUAUGACAGAUCAACCAAACGAUAAAGCCAGAUUCUUGAUAUUCUUCGCCACUUGCAUGUUGGUAGUUCUAGUAGCUCAAGGAGUUGGUCUAACUAUUGGUGCAUAUUUUGAUGUUGUGAACGGAACUUUUGUUGGACCAACCCUAAUGGUACCCAUGAUGAUGUUCUCCGGUUUUGGCGUCCGUCUGUGUGAUCUGCCGACCAUAAUGUACUACGGCAGUUUUACUUCUUACCUAAGGUACGGCUUGGAAGGAGUAGUCCAAGCGGUAUACGGAAUGGACAGGGGUAUUCUCCAAUGUCCCGAAGACAAAUUUUGCUUCUACAAGUAUCCGAAGACCUUCCUGGAAAUUGUGGAUGUCAGGUCGGAUCAGUUCGAUAAUGAUAUGAUUGCUUUACUGCUUUUCUUGUUUGUUUUGAGAAUUUCGGCGUACGUAGUGCUGAGGUACAAACUAGCAUCUGUACGAUAGGGCCUGUUUAUGUUUUAAUAACUUUUAUUAGUAGUAAGUGAUUGAAGCCUUGGUUUUGGUAAAAAGUGUUGCUAGGAGGGCAUUUAUUUUCACAUGCCACUACAAAAAUUGUAUAUAUAAAUAUAUAUAUAUAUAUAUAAUAUAUAUAUAUAAUAUGGGUGGAAAUAUUUUUUAAUUUUUACUCUAAAAGAAUUUCCUUUACUUAAAAAAUGUAUCACAUCAUCGCUCAAACAUCAUUGUUGUCUAAAAAUCAUGAACUCUCAUAUAAUUUUGGUAGUAGUGCAGUUAAAAGCUAAAUAAGAAAUACGAUUUCAUACUUACGUUGAGAUAUUAUCAGUUAUGGUAUUAUAUGGUAAAAGUUGAACAAAAGCUUCCUAGAACUAUAAAAGAAUAUCUUUUCUAUUCGCUCUCCAUAUCAGUUUAAAAGAAUGUUACAGAAGUAUGAAGAGUAUGUCAUAUAAAUUUCCAACAAAAAUCUAGUCAUUUUAAGCAAUUAGGUAAAUAUAUGUUUUGGCAUUUCUCUGAUUUUCGAUUGUUGUUAUGGUUAGUUGUAAUUCUCACUGCCUUGUGUAUAAAACAUAGCUUAUAACAUUUUUUAUAAGAAGUUACCAUACGACAAAAGACAGGCUACGUCUGUAGAUAUUUUUUAUAGUGCCUAAUACUUUUAACAAUUAUUAUCCUUUUAAGAUAGGUUGUCUUGCGCUAAACAGUGUCAAGUCUUUAUUCUUAAAUAUACGAAUAAUAUGUUUCAAUUAAGUAAUUUUUUAAACCUUGCUGUGAUAUUUUAUUACCAAUUUCUUGUUCAUAUAGCAUCAUGAUACUAAAAGUAGAAAUGCGCUUGGCUAUUUAUUAUUUAAUAUUAAAUAUAUUCUUUUGUCACUAACAAUUGACGUUAGUGCCACUAGUAAAAUCACCACGAAACGUACACAUAUACACUCAGGUGCAAAAAAAUCGAUCCAUGGGUAUUAUUUGCUGAAAAAAGAAAACGUUUGAAGAUAUUAGUUUUAAAUUAGGUAUAUAUGUAAAAGUAUACGUUAGAUUAAAAUAAUUUUUACAGAUGAUCCAAAAAAAUCAUUUAUUUAUAGACAUACGCCAAAACUCAAAACUACAAGAAUAUUGAAAACUUUCUGAAAUUUAGAAAAACAUUGAUAAUAAAUCAAUAUCUAGUGAUUCGCCCUCGGGUCCUUAUAACAUCCUGUACACGUCUAGGCAUUGAAGUAAUUAAUCUCUGGAUAUCAAAUUGAUCCAAUUGGUCCCAUAUUUCUUGAAGAGCCGCUCUAAGUUCAUCCAAGUUGUUUGGACGGAGUACUCGUGCUCGAAGACGUCUUCCCAUCAUAUCCCAUAGAUGUUCUAUGGGAUUGAGAUCGGGACUGCAAGCUGGCCAGUUCAUACGGACAAUUUCCUACCUCCCUAUAUAUUAUAAUAAAUCCGUAAAAAUGAAAUUAGGUCCAAUGAAAGGAGCAAAAGGUACCUCACGCUGAUCUAAAAUACCUGUUAUGUAUCGUGCAGCAGUCGUAGAACCUCUAUCUACAAUAACUAGAUCAGUAUGGGCUUCUGAACUGAUACCAGCCCAAACUAUAACGGAGCAACCCGAUAACUUAUUCUUUCCUCAAUAUUACAUUGAAAAUAUAGCGAUAUUUUCCGUGCCUUCUCCAAACCCUUUCUCGGUCGUCUGGUGACCUUAAACAAAAUCUGUACUCAUCUGAGAACAAUACAUUGCUCCAAUCUGCAUCCCUCCAGCUUUCAUGUUCUCUUGCAAAAGCAAGGCGACCUCUGCGAUGUUCUAUGGAUAGUAUUGGAGAUAGGGCUAGCCUUCUGGGUAAUAAAUUACCUUCUACAAGUCGUCGACGAACUGUCUAUCUGCUUACAUCCACAUUUCUCACUUCGCUCAGACGAUUUGCCAGUUCAACUGAAGUUAGAUGCCGAUUUCUCAAACAUGAUGAGACCAGAACUCGAUUCUCUUUCGGAUGUUACCCUUCUACGACCUGACCCUGGCCUUCUUGUAAAGUUACCGCCCUUGCAGCAUCUGUCGGAUUUAGAGACAUUUAGGAAGGAUAAUUAAAUAAAAAUAUAACACGUUUUGAAAAUAAAAUCACUACACUAGUAUGGUUGUUGAAUUAAAAACAACAUUCAAUAAAUAUCUACUUGCUUCAGACUCUUUUUGACAAAAACCUGAAAUACCAAUUUGUUUUAAGAAAUUUAAAAAGCAGUAAUAAAAAUAUUAUUUUAUUUCUUAUACUAGGGGACAUAUACUAAAUUUAUAUACGUAAUUUAAUCUCUCUAAAAUUAUACAACUUCAAAUAAAUAAGAAAUAAGGAAUGGAUCGAUUUUUUUCACCUGAGUGUAUUUCACCAUUUACCUAGAUCAUGAUGAUUCAUCAUCGAUAUAAUAUAAUCAAGAUGGAACCUAUGGACAUACUUGCGUCCAAAGUAGCAAGUAACAAUGGUCGAUCUUGUUUCUGGAAUGUCAGUGUAUGAAAAUAAUUCUUUUAGUACAUAUGUACAAUAAUUAUUUAGUUUCGUUGUUAUUUACAUUUGAAUAAAAUAUAUAAUCACGUGUUAUAUUGUAAAAUUAAAAAAUUAUUAUUUUUAUAAGAUAAACAACAUAUAAAACAACUAUAAUUUACAAGUAGGUACGUGUUGCGCAUCGCACGCCACUGAUUUAAUAAAAAAUAAUAAAAAUUUAAGGAAUUUAUUCACCAAAAAUAAUACAUACAUUCAGUUAUUAACUUAAACACAUAAUGUUACCUGCAACCAACAUUAAAAUAUCGGGAAAUAAUUAAUCACCUGUCAAAUUCACGUCAGACAUUAUAGCAUCAAUGUGACGUCAGUACCGUCGUCUAUCAGCUACACGUAAAAAUAUCAAUAGGCUCUAUUCUUAGUAUAUUAUAUCAAUGUAGUUCAUUUCUUAUUAAUAUUAUAAAUAGAGCAAUAUAAGUAAACACAAUUGCCUAUAUUAAGUUAAAUAAAAAAUAUGUUAUAUAUUUAUUCGGUAUGUCUGUUUAGAGACGCAAGUCUUAGUAAUUACGUGUAAAAAAACAAGUAAGUAGGUAUAAAUAGUUUUAAGAUUCGUUUUGUACUAUAUAUAAGUAGACUUAGGCAAUGGAUUGUUAUAUAUUUAUGUUUAAAGAAAUAUAAGCUGUUUGACUAUAUAUAUAUAUAUAUAUAUAUAUAUAUAUAUAUAUAUAUAUAU